Molecule: messenger RNA, 1829 nt
Organism: Sinocyclocheilus grahami
Lineage: Eukaryota; Metazoa; Chordata; Actinopteri; Cypriniformes; Cyprinidae
Product: tripartite motif-containing protein 16-like
Exons: 6
Coding region: 1-1677 (558 amino acids)
Molecular function (GO): protein binding; zinc ion binding
Source: RefSeq, a predicted model, not a curated record
AUGACAGAAGCCAGUAUUUCAGUGGCUCAGGAUCAGUUCAGCUGUCCGAUCUGUCUGGAUCUACUGAAGGAUCCAGUGACAAUCCCCUGUGGCCACAGCUACUGUAUGAACUGUAUUGCAGAAUACUGGAAUCAGGAUGAUCAAAAGAGAGUUUACAGCUGCCCUCAGUGCAGACAGACCUUCAGUCCAAGACCUACUUUAAAUAAGAAUGUGAUGCUGGCUGAAACGGUGGAGAAACUGAAGAAGACAAAAAUCCAAACAGUUUUUCCUGCUUCCAGUUACGCUGGACCUGGAGAUGUGGAGUGUGACAUCUGCACAGGGAGAAAAUACAAAGCCGUCGGGUCUUGUCUGAUGUGUCUAAACUCUUACUGUCAAAACCACCUUAAACAACACGACAGAUUCUUUAAAGAUAAGAAACACAGUUUGAUUAAUGCCACUGGACGACUCAAGGAGAUGAGCUGCUCUCAACAUGACCGACUGCUGGAGGUUUACUGUUGUACUGACCAAACGUGUAUUUGUUUUUUGUGCACGAUGGAUGAACAUAAAAAUCAUCACACAGUUUCGGCUGAAGCAGAGAGGACUGAGAAACAGAAACAAUUAUGGGACAUACAAAGAAAGUUUCAGCAGAGAAUCCAGGAGAAAGAGAAGGAGCUUCAGAAGCUGAAACAGGCUGUGGAUACUCAUAAGAGCUCCGCACAGGCAGCAGUGAAGAACAGUGAGAGGAUCUUUACUGAACUGAUCCGCUCCAUUGAGAGAAGACGCUCUGAGGUGAUACAGAUGAUCAGAGAUCGAGAAAAGGCUGAAGUGAGUCGAGCUGAAGGACUCUUAGAGCAACUGAAGCAGGAGAUUUAUGAUCUGAGGAGGAGAGACGCUGAGCUGAAGCAGCUUUUACACACAGAAAACCUCAUCCAUUUCCUACAGAGUUUCCAGUCUCUCUCUGUUCUUCCCGCAUCUACAGAAAACAUCAAUAUCAGUUCUUUCUUUUCAUAUGAUGAUGUGCGAAAAUCUAUCUCUAUGCUUGAGGAUCUCUGUAAGGAAGCAAUAGAGAGUAUAUUUGGUAAAGUGACAUAUGUCGAGAUUGUUUCCACCCCUGAAUUUAGGACCAGAGCCGAGUUCUUGGUCUCGCAAACUCGCAAAUCGCUUUCUUAUUCCCACCAGCUCACACUGGAUCCGAACACUGCACAUAAGUAUCUCUGUCUGUCUGAAGGCAACAGAGUGGCUACAUUUAUUGGGGCUGACCAGCGGUAUCCUGUUCAUGCGGACCGAUUUCAUGAUUUUUUUCAGGUGUUGUGUAGAGAGAGUGUGUGUGGACGCUGUUACUGGGAGAUUGAGUGGAAUGGGAUGUCCGGGGUAUAUAUAUCAGUGUCAUAUAAGAGCAUCAGAAGGAAGGGGAGUGGUUUUGAGUGUGGAUUUGAGUUAAAUGAUCAGUCCUGGAGAUUGUUCUGCUCUAAAUCCUGUUACUCAUUCUGUCACAAUAGCAUAAAGACUGAUCUCCCUGUGGUCUCUAGCUCCUGUAAAAUUGGAGUGUAUGUGGAUCACAGUGCAGGAACUCUGUCCUUCUACAAAGUUUCUGACACAAUGACCCUCAUCCACAGAAUCCAGACCACAUUCACUCAACCACUCUAUCCUGGGUUUAGGAUAUAUUUGGGAUCAACAGUGAAACUGUCAUCUCCAUAGAUUUUAUUAAUAAUAGUGUCAUAUUACAAGUUUAAGCAUCAUGUGAGAUGCUUGGUCUGGUGCGAUCCUCACCUAACCUGGUUAACAAAGGUGAUUGCAGUUAUAUUUGUAAUGCAAGUUGUAAACACUCUUGUAUUGUUUUUAAUAGAUAA